Molecule: messenger RNA, 804 nt
Organism: Cyphellophora attinorum
Lineage: Eukaryota; Fungi; Ascomycota; Eurotiomycetes; Chaetothyriales; Cyphellophoraceae
Exons: 2
Coding region: 1-804 (267 amino acids)
Molecular function (GO): protein binding
Source: RefSeq, a predicted model, not a curated record
AUGGGCGACGAUUCAUUUGUUGGGAAGCGGAACGCUUCAGUCGCUCUGGAAUGGGCUCAGUAUGCGACAGAAGAGACUGUCAGGGUCGUUGUCGGCGAAGACGGCUAUCAAGUCAUCUACCACCUCCCUCCGGCAGCUUUGAAAGCGAAGUCGGCUUACUUCAGAGGCUGCCUGUCCGGGUCAUUCAAAGAAUCUGAGCAGAACAUCAUCACCCUGGACGAUGUCAACCCCAAGACGUUCGCAUUCUUCGUCCAGUGGCUCUUCUCGGAAAAGAUCUGGCACGUCGCAGCAGUUGAUUCCAAGGACGCUAGGGAGACUGAGAUGAAUAUGAUUGACCUCUGGAUCUUGGCGGACCGACUUCUUGCGGAGGAUUGCCAAAACUACUGCAUGGAUUCGAUCAGAGCGACAGUUUCGCAUCAGAAGACAGUUUCUGGAUGUGUCAAGGUCAUAGGUAAACGAGUGUCUGCUGGCGGGCAACUCAAGGCAUUUUACACGCAGCAGAUGGCUUCUUCUAUGGCCCGUACUCGAAAAGCCUCCUUUGAUACCGGACACUCGCCGAAACAUGAGUCCUGGCUGAAGGAGCUCGACCAAGUUUGGGAUCAGGCGAGCGCAGAGGCAACCAAAGAUCUCUUCCUGAAGUACAUGGAAGAGAGAGAAAGGAUGUAUGUUUCACCUGCAGCGCUAGCAGGCUGUCACUGGCACGUACACGUCGACACCUCAAAGGACGAGUGCGAAGCCAAGUUUAGGGCUGUGCACGCGACUACUGCGUCCAUCGACACCAACAAUCAAGAUACGGAGUGGUAG